GCCCCACGCUAGUGCUCCCAGGCCAGCCCACAUGUUUCCCCUGUCCACAACGGCUAACGUGUCUCCCUCACUCCGCAUCAAGAUAACCCAUCCCAUCGGGUCUUCCCCUGUUCAUGAGCUAUUCAAACAAGUGGCCCAGGUAAAGCAGCGCGGGGUGGGCUUCGGAGCACAUGCUGAGCGGCGCGGGCUGAGCGGCGUGGCGGAGCGAGCGCUCGCAGGGACACACGCAGGGGCUGACAGCUGUGCUGCUGCUGAUAAGCGAAGCCACAAGGAGACGAUCGAGGAGAGAGACAAGCGGCGGCAGCACCAGGGCUGCGGAGCUGCUGGGAGUGUGAGCAGCUCCCCUCCCUCCUGCCCCCCUCCCCUUCUUCCCCCUCCUCGGCUGGAGUUUGGAGGAGCGGCUGCUGUCACCACCACUUGGGAAGAAGAGCCCGGGCUGCCAGGCGGGGAGGGACUCUCUGGCCGGCCAGGUCCAAGCAGCCAGGGACAGAUGCCUAUCGAGAUAGUGUGCAAAAUCAAAUUUUCUGAGGAGGAUGCCAAACCGAAGGAGAAGGAAGAGGGAGACGAGCAGAGCCUGUUGGGGGCUGCGUGCCAGGGGGCACCCCCGAGGGACCUGGCCACCUUUGCCAGUUCCAGCACCCUGCAUGGCUUGGGGCAUGCCUGUGGCAGGGGGCCUCGAGGGCUGCGCAGGAGCCUGUGGGCACUGGCCCUUUUGGCCUCUCUGGCUGCUUUCCUCUACCAGGCAGUGGGCCUGGCCAGAAGCUACCUGGCCCGGCCUCACCUGGUGUCCCUGGACCCAGCCGGGGUAGCCCCAGCCCUGGGCUUUCCUGCUGUCACCCUUUGCAACAUCAACCGCUUCCGACACUCUGCACUCAGUGAUGCUGACAUCUUCCACCUGGCCAACCUGACCGGGCUGCCCCCUAAGGACAGAGAUGGACACCGGGCAGCAGGCCUUCGGUACCCUGAGCCGGACAUGGUGGACAUUCUGAACCGCACUGGCCACCAGCUGGCUGACAUGCUCAAGAGCUGCAACUUCAGUGGCCACCACUGUUCUGCCAGUAACUUCUCUGUG
This is a messenger RNA of Gracilinanus agilis (Agile Gracile Mouse Opossum), 1072 nucleotides long. RefSeq names its product acid-sensing ion channel 4-like. The record is from RefSeq and is a predicted model, not a curated record. Gene Ontology annotation, cellular component: membrane. Gene Ontology annotation, molecular function: ligand-gated sodium channel activity. NCBI's taxonomy places the organism in Eukaryota, Metazoa, Chordata, Mammalia, Didelphimorphia, Didelphidae. Gene Ontology annotation, biological process: sodium ion transmembrane transport.